AUGGCCACUGGGUUGAAGUACACCACAGAGCAACUGAAUUACUACAGGAUUUGUUACGUUGUCACUGACAUACUAACUGAGGGUCUGCGAACCAUCUUCAAACAAGAAUGGGACAAUCGAUACAAGACAACACUGGGAGAAUGGAAAGAUCAACCCAAAAAUGGAAUGGACUUCUGGAAUGGCGAGUCUACUCGAAACAGAAAAAGAAACGCUGGGCUGUUGAAAACCAUGAAGAAUGGCGAUAGAGCUGAGUGGGAUUGUACCAUGCUGUUUUACGCUAUCCUGUAUUCAGAUUGCAUAUAUUCACUCAAUCCAUCAAUUAGAUCAAAUGUGGACGACCUAAGGAAAUUUCGAAAUGAAGAAUUUGCACAUAUGCGACGGGGCCACCUCUCCAACGGAGAUUUCCAAAAUGUUAUUACAAAGGUUAAAACUGCAUUCCACGCAAUCGGUCUCCCGACAUUGAAAAUCAAUGAAGUUCAAAAUCAGACAAACUUCUUAACAGAGGAGUUAGACGAGGUUUUAAGGAAGGUGGACGACUUGAAACAAGAAGUUAACAAGAAGGAAAAGGAAGUUCUAGAAAAGGACAAGGAAGUUCAACAAAAAGAAGAACAGAGGCUUGCCUUAGAAGAGCAAUUACAUUCCGAUGUCUCUCCAUUUUGCAUUCUCCCUCCCAAACCUAGCCACGACAUCGCUCCUCGGGAAUCUGAAGUUGGUGAAGUUUUACAAAACCUCCAAACACUAAAAGACGCCAAUGAUGGGUUGAGCAUGCUGUAUUUGUCAGGAAAUCCGGGAAGUGGAAAAUCUCAGCUGGCCCGUUUAGCAGCCAAGCGAUUUUACGACGAGGUCGAACAAAUACCUUCCGCAGCUUCAUUUGUCAUGACGUUGAAUGCUGAAAACUCAGAAGCACUUUUGAAAUCGUAUGUCCUUUUCGCUCAACAUUGCAAAUGUCCCGGGUAUGAAAUAACAAACACUUACCGCUCCAAGGAUUUGAACACAGACGAGAAGAUUUCAUAUUUCAAGACCUUAAUAAGUACAAAAAUUGAGCAUUACACUUCAUGGCUGUUGGUAGUUGAUAAUGUGACCAGCGUAUCUCGUACAAGCGAUCAUUUGCCAGAUGCAGGAAACGAGCUAUGGGCAAGGGGUCAGAUGCUAAUAACAACACAAGAUACUGCGUCUAUACCGUUGUCAAGCUCUUCCAUACGAAAUAUCUCAAUCAGCGCAGGAAUGCAUCCUGAUGAUGCAUGCUCUCUGCUUAACCUCCUCACUGGAACCACGGAUGUCGAGAUUAUAAAAGAAACUGCGAAAGUACUCGACUACCAGCCACUUGCCUUGGCAGGCGCAGCCACGUAUGUAAGACAAGUUCGUCAGAAUAAAGCAACCUCGAAAUUUGGCUGGACCGACUAUUUGAAGAAAUUGGAAAUGGGGAAACGAAGUGCUACUGAAAACAUUCUUGCUGAGACAAAUCCAAGCUAUUCAAAGUCCAUGACCAAAGCAAUAACACUCGCCGUCGAAAAGGCGAUGGCAGAUGACAUAAUUUGGCAUCGCACGUUCCUUUUUCUCUCAAUGUGUGCAUCACAGCCGAUCCUGCAAGACAUUAUUACCGAGUAUAUCAAAGCAACUGAUGACGAUUUUGAAGAUGAAGAUGAAGAUAUGAUAAGAACAAGGAUGAGUCGAUGUUCACUGUUGCUAAUUGAAGAAGAAUCAACUGGUGUUUAUAUUCGAGUCCAUGGUGUGGUUCUUGAUGUUAUUAAAUCUGCGACAAAAGGUUUCGCAAAGGAUCAAAGCUACAAAGUGGUGUAUGGCGCGGUAACGUCUUUCUCAAAAUUUGAAGAGCUAGAAUCUAUUGUUGUGGGAACAAGAAUAGUUCCCCAUCUUCAAACGUUGAGCUUAAAAAUUGAAGACAUGUCACUCGGGAAAGGAUUACCAGAAGCGACCGAAAGAGCCUUGUGUAAUUUUCUGGAUGGCCUUUGGAGCCUUAAUUACAUGUGCCUAAACCAUAGUGAGUUUAGAGCGGCGCUAGUCUAUGGUAAAUGGCUGUUAAAAAUUCAUAUGAAACAGCUGGGACCUGAGCAUGUUGAUGUUGCAAGGUGUUACAACAAUCUGGGUAAUUUACACAGUGAUCUGGGCGACACAGAUGAAGCAAAAGACUGCUAUAAGCGUGCACUAAAGAUUCAGAUGAAACAGCUGGGACCUGAGCAUGUUGAUGUUGCAAGCUCUUACAACAAUCUGGGUACUUUACACAGUGAUCUGGGCGACACAGAUGAAGCAAAAGACUGCUAUAAGCGUGCACUGGAGAUUCAGAUGAAACAGCUGGGACCUGAGCAUGCUCAUGUUGCAACCUCUUACAACAAUCUGGGUGUUGUACACAAGGCUCUGGGCGACACAGAUGAAGCAAAAGACUGCUAUAAGCGUGCACUGGAGAUUCAGAUGAAACAGCUGGAACCUGAGCAUGCUGAUGUUGCAAGCUCUUACAACAAUCUGGGUAUUUUACACAGUGAUCUGGGCGACACAGAUGAAGCAAAAGACUGCUAUAAGCGUGCACUGGAGAUUCGUCUGAAAAAGCUAUGACCUGAGCAUGUUGCUGUUGGAAGGUCUUACAACAAUCUGGGUACUUUACACAAGGCUCUGGGCGACACAGAUGAAGCAAAAGACUGCCAUAAGCGUGCACUGGAGAUUCAGAUGAAACAGCUGGGACCUGAGCAUGUUCAUGUUGCAAGCUCUUACAACAAUCUGGGUAAUUUAUAUAAGGCUCUGGGCGACACAGAUGAAGCAAAAGACUGCUAUAAGCGUGCACUGGAGACUCGUCUGAAACAGCUGGGACCUGAGCAUGUUCAUGUUGCAACCUCUUACAACAAUCUGGGUACUUUACACAGUGAUCUGGGCGACACAGAUGAAGCAAAAGACUGCUAUAAGCGUGCACUGGAGAUUCAGAUGAAACAGCUGGGACCUGAGCAUGUUCAUGUUGCAACCUCUUACAACAAUCUGGGUGUUGUACACAAGGCUCUGGGCGACACAGAUGAAGCAAAAGACUGCUAUAAGUGUGCACUGGAGAUUCAGAUGAAACAGCUGGGACCUGAGCAUGUUGAUGUUGCAAGCUCUUACAACAAUCUGGGUAUUGUACACAAAGCUCUGGGCGACACAGAUGAAGCAAAAGACUGCUAUAAGCGUGCACUGGAGAUUCGUCUGAAAAAGCUGGGACCUGAGCAUGUUGAUGUUGGAAGGUCUUACAACAAUCUGGGUACUUUACACAAGGCUCUGGGCGACACAGAUGAAGCAAAAGACUGCUAUAAGCGUGCACUGGAGAUUCAGAUGAAACAGCUGGGACCUGAGCAUGUUGAUGUUGCAAGGUCUUACAACAAUCUGGGUACUUUACAUAUGGCUCUGGGCGACACAGAUGAAGCAAAAGACUGCUAUAAGCGUGCACUGGAGACUCGUCUGAAACAGCUGGGACCUGAGCAUGUUGAUGUUGGAAGGUCUUACAACAAUCUGGGUACUUUACACAAGGCUCUGGGCGACACAGAUGAAGCAAAAGACUGCUAUAAGCGUGCACUGGAGAUUCAGAUGAAACAGCUGGGACCUGAGCAUGUUGAUGUUGCAAGCUCUUACAACAAUCUGGGUAAUUUACAUAUGGCUCUGGGCGACACAGAUGAAGCAAAAGACUGCUAUAAGCGUGCACUGGAGAUUCAGAUGAAACAGCUGGGACCUGAACAUGUUGAUGUUGCAAGCUCUUACAACAAUCUGGGUAAUUUACAUAUGGCUCUGGGCGACACAGAUGAAGCAAAAGACUGCUAUAAGCGUGCACUGGAGAUUCAGAUGAAACAGCUGGGACCUGAGCAUGUUGAUGUUGCAAGCUCUUACAACAAUCUGGGU
Pocillopora meandrina is the source of this 3870-nucleotide messenger RNA. Lineage: Eukaryota; Metazoa; Cnidaria; Anthozoa; Scleractinia; Pocilloporidae. The record is from the annotation of a GenBank genome assembly.